UUUUGAAAUAAUGCGCACAUGCAGCCCGGAUGUGACAACUUCACUCUGACUGACACGAUUCUAAUAACUUGUUUUUAGUAAAAGUAAACAAGGAACGAAUAAUGGAAACAUGAUGACAUAAUGGACAGUGGGAAGCAAAGUCGUGCUUUACCCCCGCAAAGAAUAAGUGAAUCUUCAAAGGUGUAUCGAUGGGCAGAACAGGCUAACUAUCUCCUUCAAGGUUUGAAUGAGCAAAGGCAGCAUGGCCAGCUCUGUGAUGUCGUUCUGGUCGCUGACAACCAACGGGUCCCUGCCCAUCGAGCUUUGCUCGCGGUGUCCAGCCCCUACUUCCAGGCUAUGUUUACCCUGGGAAUGCGAGAGAAACACGAAGCCGAGGUCGAGCUGGUUGGAGCCUCGUACGUUGGUGUCAAAGCUGUAGUGGACUUCCUGUAUAGCGGGGAGUUACCUCUCGAUGGUGGAAACAUUGACUAUGUACUUGAGACUGCCCACAUGCUCCAAGUGUGGCAAGCGGUGGACUUCUGUUGCCAGUACAUGGAGAAAGAAGUACGUGAGGACAACUAUCUGUACCUGCAGGAGCUCGCUGUACUUUAUAGUCUGGAUAGGCUAGAUGCCUUCAUAGACCGAUUCAUUUUGGAGCAUUUUGCCACGCUGUCCAUCACACCUGAGUUUCUGCAGGAUGUACGGCUGUCCAAGCUUUGCACGUACCUGGCAGACGAGCAGGUCCAGCAUGAGAACGAGCAGGCUCUUCUAAAAGCCGCCUUGCAGUGGUUAAACCAAAGCCCCGAACGCCUCAAGUCCACCCAGCAGCUCCUCUCCAACAUUCGUUUUUCCCUCAUCGCACUCGAUGAACUUGUAGGGAGUGUAUUGCCGGCUGUUUGUUCACUGUCGCCUCUGGACGCUUGCUGCGAGGCCUUAGUGGAGGAGGCGCAGGACUAUCACAUUCGACUCAGCGCCCAACCUGUACGGCAGACGACACGCACGCGCCUCAGAGGAGGCGUGGAGCGUCUGCUGUUAGUGGGAGGGGAGGUGUCUGAACGUGGAGAGGAGUUGAGCUCUGAAGUGUGCUGGUUGGAUGAAGAAGCAGGAAAGUGGGUUGUCGAGACCGAGCUACCGGCUCAGAGGAGUCACCACUGCGUUACCGUCCUGGGGGGAUUUAUCUUUACAGCGGGUGGGAGCUCCUCACGUGACAAUGGGGGAGAUUCUGCAAGCAACUUGCUUUAUCGAUAUGAUCCCCGAAGUAACCAGUGGGUUAAGGGGGCUGCUAUGAACCAGCGGCGUGUGGAUUUCUUUUUGGGAACCAUGGGAGACUGUCUUAUAGCUGUUGGUGGACGCAAUGAGAAUGGUGCUCUGUCAACCGUAGAAAUGUACCAUCCUGCAGAGGACUUCUGGACUUAUGUAGCAGGAUUGCCCAGAUUCACAUAUGGCCAUGCAGGCACCAUUCACAAAGAUAUAGUCUACAUCUCAGGAGGCCACGAUUACCAGAUCGGCCCGUACAGACGUGACAUGCUAAGUUAUGACCCGAAAACCGCUGACACGUGGACGGAGAGACAAGCGAUGGUGUUGGCACGAGGUUGGCACUGCAUGGCAUCCCUGGAGGACAAAAUCUAUGUCAUCGGUGGCAGCGAUGACCACGAGGACAGCAUGGAACGUUUCGACGUGUUAGGAGUGGAAGCUUUCGACCCACAGACUGAUCAGUGGACCAGAAUCGCCCCUCUCUUGUACCCUAACAGUGAGUCAGGGGUAGCAGUCUUAGAUGGAAAGAUCUAUGUACUAGGAGGGUACACCUGGGAGGCCAUGGACUUUUCUGAGGGAACUCAAGUGUAUAUGCCAGACAAGGGCCAGUGGGUAUUGGGUCCGAACCUCCCGAAACACAUCGCUGGAGCCUCUGCGUGCGUGUGCCUUGUCAGACCUCAGCAAACGAACAGUAUGGAGGGUAAAACAUCAGGGCACAAAGAGAAAGACAAACAGAAUAGCAGGCAAGUGCAAGGAAGGUGAUUUUAUUGCAAUGCUUGGUUUGAAUAAUAAAAAAUGUGAUUAGUUUUUUUUCCAAACUUUUAGGAGCUGUGUGACCUAGACAGUCAGUGAGUUUGUUGGUUGUCAUGAGCCUGAUGCUGUUGACUGCUUCUGGACAGGUAUUGUUGAUAGUAUAGGUCAGUUAGGCUGGCUGAAUGAAAGUAGAAACGCUCAGAAUUACCUUGUAGUUUAGUCACAUACCCUUCUGGAGCUUUAACUUAUGUCCUGGGACCUACAGGUGAACCAAUCCUUCUGUGCUAAAAUAAAACAUCUUAAAGUGACCAUUUUACUGUACAAGACUAAAAUGAAAUAACACCAAGGAAAAUGUUUAAUUUAUUGAACUUUCAGUGCCUUAGUUAAAAUAUAAUGGUUUAGCUGGUAAACCUAACAAUUGCAGCAAUCUCUUCUUCCUUCAUACUCUAUUUCUUCAGAUGUGCUUUAUAGCCUUUAAGGGUUUCACUUGAAGGGGUAGAAUGGAUGUGAUUCCAGUCUGAGGAAUACAAACACAACCCAGUUAGGCAAUGGUUUUGUUAAUCAUAUUCAACUGACUUUGUUUCACAGAAAAUGUGCAAGCUGUACAUGUUUAUUUGCAUGUGUAAUGUACAUGCAUGUCCUUUGAGUCAAAUCCAUGACCUUAGCUAGCAACAUGCUCUACAAGUCAAGCUACACUGACAGAAAAAAUUGUCAAAAUAUGUUCCCCAGCUGGCACUAGGGGUGGUACCCAUUCGAAAAGUAUAGCUUUGUACCUAAAGAGUUCAUAUUAUUACCUUUAAAUGUAUUAAAAUACCAAAUAUAUACAUGGUAUCUGUACUUAAAGAGACCAUUUACAUAUAUUUUGACCUUGCAGAGUUAGAUUUAGAUCAGGGGUGCCCAACCCUGCUCCUGGAGGGCUACCGUCCUGCAGACUUCAGUUCCAACACACCUGUCUGUAAUUAUCAAGCAACCCGAACACCUUGAUCAGCUGCUUCAGCUGUGUUUGAUUGGGGUUGGUUGGAGCUAAAAUCUGCAGGACGGUAGCCCUCCAGGAACAGGGUUGGGCACCCCUGAUUUAGAUGUUACAUUUAUACCUUUAGCUUAACUAAAUAAUCAAAUGCAUUGGACUUUAAAAGCACUGUAUGAUAAGUGGCUCUGGAUAAAAGUGUAUGUUAAAGCGACACCAUAUAAUUUUUCAACCUUCAUAAUAAAUUUGCAAGACCCUUGUGAUAGUACAUCGACUUUAAAUAGGUUGAAUGACAUGUCUACCAUAGCCUGAAUCGCUUUUACUCAUACUUUAAAACUUAGGGUUUCGGGUAAAUGCGAUCUUCCUUAUAAAUGACGGCGAUUAUCUUGCAUAUAGUUCCCUGUAUUCCCUGCUAGGCAUGAAAAAUACAUGUCUAGCACCCCCUAGUGUCCAAAAAGUUCCGCGGUGUGCCUUUAAGCAGAUGAAUGAAAAAUAAGGAAAUUCUAAAGCGAUAAUUUUUUUUAUGUAAAUGUGGUGAUGUUUCUAUUCCAAUUGUGACAUGCAACUCGCUGUAAAUGUCUAAAUAGGCAUCAGUCUCUCUUUCAUCUUGUUUUACAUGCUAACACAUGAUGGUAAUGUCAUGCAAAUUUGUCCUGUAACUAGAAGCAAAUAGUUUUUAUGUUUAAACUAUUUCUAAUGUGGA
Molecule: messenger RNA, 3656 nt
Organism: Paramisgurnus dabryanus
Lineage: Eukaryota; Metazoa; Chordata; Actinopteri; Cypriniformes; Cobitidae
Gene: klhl36
Product: kelch-like family member 36
Molecular function (GO): cullin family protein binding
Source: RefSeq, a predicted model, not a curated record